UCUCUUCACACACCAGUAUUUAGGGGGCUUUUGUUUUCCAUGCUGCUUUUUUCUCUUUACCACCACUCCUUCUUCCAGUUUACUAUUUCUUAGUUCCAUGGCUUCUCCCUUUUUCUCUCAAUCCUUCACUUUAUUUUUUUUUCCCUAACUUCCCUUAGCUUUAUAUAAGCUUUCUUCUUAUUGCUUUGCUGCGCCACUUUCCAUUUGAAUCUUUUGGUUUCUUUAUUUGUUUUUGUUCUUUCUGUCAGGUGCUUUGGACAAUAAAAAUUUCAGCUGUUUGGUCAGUUGAUAUAUAUAGGGGGAGAGAGAGAGAGAUUUUAAGCUGAAUUUUGAGGGGUUUUUGUACUUUGUUGAUUGGAACCAAGAUUGUGAUAAAGAGAAGGUUAUAGGAAAGAGAGGGGCAAUAGGGUUUUAGCUUCUAACAGGAAUGGAAAACAUUGCUCUAAUUGGUGAGGAAUAUGAUCAGAUGGAUUUGCCCCCAGGUUUCAGGUUUCACCCUACUGAUGAAGAGCUUAUUUCUUGCUACUUGUACAAGAAGGUUCUUGACAUUAACUUCAGCGCCAGAGCUAUUGGAGAGGUGGAUUUGAACAAGUCUGAGCCCUGGGAAUUGCCAUGGAAAGCAAAAAUGGGAGAGAAAGAAUGGUAUUUUUUCUGCGUGAGAGACAGAAAAUACCCUACUGGUCUGAGGACAAAUAGGGCUACUGAUUCUGGCUACUGGAAAGCCACGGGGAAAGACAAGGAGAUUUACAGAGGAAACUCAUUGGUUGGAAUGAAGAAAACUCUUGUUUUCUACAACGGUAGAGCUCCGAAAGGAGAAAAAACCAACUGGGUCAUGCAUGAAUACAGAUUGGAAGGCAAAUACUCAGUCCACAACCUCCCUAAAACUGCCAAGAAUGAAUGGGUAAUUUGCAGGGUAUUCCAAAAGAGUUCUGAUGGGAAGAAAACCCAUAUUUCAGGUCUUGUCAGGGUGGGUUCUUUUGGUAAUGAGCUGGGUCCUGCUGGUCUACCACCAUUAAUGGAAUCUUCGCCAUACAAUGGCAAGAACGAACCUGUUGCCAAAUCGGCUUGCGUGCCCUGCUUCUCCAAACCUACUGAUGCUCAAAGAAACCAAGAAGACAAAAUUAAUAACUUCAAAAAUCCUACUGACAUUUUCCCACCAAUCCCACUUUCAAACUCUUUUUACUCUGCUCAAGCUGUCCCUUUCCCAUCAAAUUUUCAAUACCCUGGCUCUGUUUUGAUGCAGGACCAAUCAAUCCUGAGGACCUUAAUUGAAAACCGUGGGUCAAACAUGAGCCAGGAUUGCAAAACGGAGAGGAAGAUGGGUAGUGUUUCACAACAAACAGGUUUAACCACUGAUAUUAACACUGAAAUCCCUUCUGUCAUAUCGAAUCUCAAAGCAGGAAAGAGGCCAUUUGAUGAUCAAGAAGCCCCUUCUACUUCAGCUGGACCAGUGGACCUUGAUUGUUUUUGGCAUUACUGAAAUCAGAAACAGCAGCAUUUGAAGAAGGAACAAGUUUAAAAAAAAAAAAAAAAGCUACAAUUUUAGAAGAUUAGACCUUUCAUUUACUAUUAUUGCUUGAAAAAUAUUGUGGUGUGAGUCUGUAUGAAUAGAGAUUUCCUGUAAGCCUAAAUGAAAACUUUCAAAGAAAUUGAAGCAUAAAAUUAAUGUAUUAUUUAUAA
Molecule: messenger RNA, 1680 nt
Organism: Durio zibethinus
Lineage: Eukaryota; Viridiplantae; Streptophyta; Magnoliopsida; Malvales; Malvaceae
Product: NAC domain-containing protein 100-like
Biological process (GO): regulation of DNA-templated transcription
Molecular function (GO): DNA binding
Source: RefSeq, a predicted model, not a curated record